Trypanosoma cruzi is the source of this 912-nucleotide messenger RNA. RefSeq lists its product as uncharacterized. The transcript has a single exon. The record is from RefSeq and is a predicted model, not a curated record. Lineage: Eukaryota; Euglenozoa; Kinetoplastea; Trypanosomatida; Trypanosomatidae. Bases 1 to 912 code for a protein of 303 amino acids.
AUGAUAAUGCUGAUGGCAUCUCGUAUGCGUCGUGAAAGUGUUACCUCUCGACGCCUUACUUUGCGGUUGUCGCACAAUACGGCAACAACUUCGGUCUUUGGCGUCUCUUUGCUGCAGUCUCGCGGCAUCCGUACGGUGAUUGCACCGCGUCCUGCCGUUACGACACUAGUGUAUAUUGACAAGUACGGUCGUCCCUUACGUAACAGUACGGAGACGGAUCUAUCACUGAUCCGCACGCGUGACAACAAAUUUUAUUUGCAACGCGUUCUUGAGGGCGGUGAAGUCAUUCGCUGGCGUGCACCAGGACUGGAUCACCUGAAAAAUGUCACCAAUUUUGAAACCUACACCCUGAAUGAAAUAGACGAGUAUGGCGGUGUUGUCAUCCCCGCUGAUUUGAUGCCUACGGCGUCCAACGAUCCGCCAAGCUUUCAUGACGCUGUAUAUUACAUCAAUCGCGUGGAGGCGAAGAAGAAGUUUACACGCAAAGACCGGCGUCAAUGGCAUCGGCGUCUAUUUGCGCAUUGGAAGGAAAGCCCUGAGAAAUUUUUAAAUCAUUCCAUUGGUGCUUAUGGAAUGCCGUUUCUAUUUGUCUUGUGGCUGACAAUUCGCGGCUUUCAUAGCAUCAAGAACAACAAGCCCUUCUGGGACGUCAAUGUCUACGGCAAGACGGAUGAAGAGCAGGUUUUGCAGGACCCGUGGCUAAGGCUCAAACGCUUUUCAGAUCGUCACCCAGAGCACGAGGGUCUUGAUAUGACGGUAACGAUGAUGUCACCUGGACAGUCGCGUCUGUCCUCCUCGCGAGCUGAAAUACGUGAGACUGACUUCACAGACCCCCAUUUUCACAGCGAACUUUGGUGGAAGAUUCGACACGUGCGGUACUACGGCCACUGGCCAAAGGGUCUGGCAGAGUGA